Messenger RNA from Cutaneotrichosporon cavernicola, 780 nucleotides. RefSeq lists its product as uncharacterized. Lineage: Eukaryota; Fungi; Basidiomycota; Tremellomycetes; Trichosporonales; Trichosporonaceae. The transcript is spliced from 8 exons. Gene Ontology annotation, biological process: proteasomal protein catabolic process; ubiquitin-dependent protein catabolic process. Bases 1 to 780 code for a protein of 259 amino acids. Gene Ontology annotation, cellular component: proteasome core complex, alpha-subunit complex; cytosol; proteasome core complex. The record is from RefSeq and is a predicted model, not a curated record.
AUGUCCCGCUCAUCCUACGACCGAUACCUCACCGUCUUCUCGCCUGAAGGCCGGCUGUACCAAGUCGAAUACGCGUUCAAGGCCAUCAGUGGGGCGGGGAUCACGUCGCUCGCCAUCCGUGGCAAGGACACAGCCGUCGUCAUCACCCAGCGCAAGGUACCUGACAAGCUGCUUGACCCCGAGACGGUGACCCACGUCUUCCAGAUCACGCCGACGAUCGGAUGUGUCGUCACUGGCCGCAUUGCCGACGCGCGCGCACAGGUCCAGCGUACACGGUCAGAGGCGGCCGAGUUCCGCUACAAGUUUGGCUACGAGAUUACGCCUGAUGCGCUCUCCAAGCGCAUGGCCAACAUCAACCAGGUGUACACGCAGCGUGCGGGCAUGCGCCCACUCGGCAUCUCGAUGAUCCUCAUUGGGCCCGAUGACGAGCGUGGACCGCAGGUGUUCAUGAUCGACCCUGCUGGCUACUACGUCGGUUACAAGGCUGUCGCAAGCGGCCAGAAGCAGACCGAGGCGACCAACUUUUUGGAGAAGAAGUGGAAGUCUGUUGAGAACCGGUCGCUGAAUCUCGACCGCGCGGGUGUGAUCGAGCUCGCGAUCGAGACGCUCUCGAACGUGUGUGCGACCGACUUUAAGGCGGGCGAGAUUGAGAUUGGCAUCACCUCGACGUCGCCAGACGAGCCAGGAGAGGGCGGCAAGCUGGGUGGCACCGGACGUUUCCGCCAGAUGGGCGAGGCUGAGCGCGACGAGUGGCUCGUCCGUGUGGGAGAGAAGGACUAG